Messenger RNA from Aspergillus luchuensis, 2109 nucleotides. RefSeq lists its product as uncharacterized. Lineage: Eukaryota; Fungi; Ascomycota; Eurotiomycetes; Eurotiales; Aspergillaceae. The record is from RefSeq and is a predicted model, not a curated record. The transcript is spliced from 4 exons. Gene Ontology annotation, molecular function: protein binding. Bases 1 to 2109 code for a protein of 702 amino acids.
AUGUCGUCGAAGGUAGAGACGAACACUGAAUAUCCCUAUGCUGAGCUGGGACUGGGCGUUCGGGAAGACGCGAUGACGGUUUUUGGCCGCAUUGCACAGACACCCUGUACUCAGACUGGGAGGAAGCGGCUUCUCUGUUACGUGUUGGCUGAACUGCACAUGAAGAACAAAUCCAUCAAACCCCUUGUGCAACGAGUAAGAGCUGUGCUAGGAGAUGUCAAAUCUCUCGAAAGUAAGAUAUACAAUGCUCUCAGGAUUGGCAGACGAUGGCGUGCUAUUGUCUCCCGGGUUUCCCGAAAACCAGACAAACCGCUUACUGGAAUCCUCCUUGCUCUCGAAAAGGGAUACAUCUGGGAACGUUGCACUGAGUCCGAAUUCCAGACUGCUCUUGACAACCUUCCGACUACGUCGGACAUAUUGCUAAAUGCACAAGAGAUGGGUCCAUUUGCUAACGCUGUCAUAAAAGAAAUAAAAUCGUAUCUUAACUUUCCGGACCAUGGAAAAUAUAUGACACAGAUUUACAACCGUUACGAGGGGUGGAAUGAACCGGUUUCAGGCCUCGAUUCCAUGUCCUUAGCCAUAGUCUCCGUGGUUAUUCCACAUCUGAAGGUCGCCGGGUCCGCUGAUUCUGCGCGUCUUACGAUUCUGCUGUCAUUCCUCGCGGACCACGAUAUCCCGAUUGAUCUCCUAUAUCGUGGGUCGUCCCGUCGCAAGCGAUGGACUGAAAACGGGGAGAUUAUUGAAGCAGAUCCAGCCGAAUUGGGACUUUCUGAGCAUUUGAUACGCGUGUGCGCCCACGACAGACUGACGAACACUUUGUCCGAACUCCAGUCACUUUCAGCUAUUGUCUGGACAUCCGAUUCAAAGUUCAAACUGAGGGAGAGAGAAAGGCAAGAGAUACAGGAGAGGCUUCCUACCAGUCUCCGUUCCUUCUGGUGUCUUCAGGCUCUCAUUUUCGCAUGCCGUUCAGUUCCUUGGAAAUAUUUGGAGCAUAUGGAAACUGACAAAAGCCUACUUCUGUCUCAUAUCCGACACGCCCUGGAAGGGGCUCGCCGUUGGUGUAACUUUCAGGCCAUGACUCGUAAAGUUAGGGUGGAUCUCGCUCAUAGCCUUAUGGAAUCUUCGCGUUAUUCUGUUAUGGAGUGGAAGCAAUUCGCAGUCAACCAGGCAAAAGAACUCACCCUUGGCCUAGACGAUAGUGAUCUGCGUUCACAACUUGCGCAAAGACAAUGUCUUCUUCAUCGACUCUCUGGUGAAACCGAACCUGCUUUUACUGCCUUGAUGGACGGCUUACCACACAAGACCAACAGAAGGUCACAUGCCAUAUACGGGCAUACCAUUCUCCAACGCGCUCUCAAUCAUAUUCAGCUUGAUCAACUUGACAAAGCAAUUGCUUCGCUCGCAGAAUGGCAGCCGGUUUCCCAGCCACACUCUGCAAUGGAACAAGUGGUUCUUUUCCGUCAAUACCUUCUAAUGGGCAAGAUUUUACGUUAUCAAGGUCACUUCACGGCAUCUUUACAGUAUCUGCAGGGAGCUCAGAACAUCACAAAUACCGCCAAGGACCUUGUUUUCGUCGAAGAUGCAAGUGAUCUGGCAUGUAACUUGGCCGAUACGUAUCUCGAGCUCGACGACCCAGCUGUGGCCGAAAGUUGUCUUCGGGCUGCAAUGAAACAUCAAGUCCCGAAGCAAGCUGCAUUAAUGAUUGCUCUGGCAGAAUGUCUUUUCGCGCAGGAGAGGUUCGUGGAGGUGGACGAAAUACUCCGCCACAUAUCACAGUGUCAGUUAAAACUUAUGAAGAUGGACAAGUUACGGCAGUCUAUAGUCCAAGCCAAGUUAUCGCACAUUCGAACCCAAUUCGAAGAAGCCUUCCGCUAUUGGACUGAAGCUAUGAGUAACCUUAGGCGAUUCACCUUGGCUAGCGGUCGCACAACACGCAUAAUUCUGCUCUCUCAGUGUCACGUUUUACAUUGCCAAGGACUCUAUGAUAUUGAAAACCGAACCCGGGAUCAACUGGAUGCUCUUGAAAGAUGUGCUGGCAUGAGUGGAGCUUCAUACUGGGUAUCUGGUUUGCGUCAUUGGCUGCACUUCCUAGAGUCAUGCAAGCAGUGA